AUGUUGCAGCGGAACGAAACCAAAACGACAAGCAUGUUCGACAGAAGCAAGUGGAGCUUGUCGGCAAUGUCCAGCCAAACCAUCAAAAAAAAUGACAAGUUCAGAUGCAGGUGCCUCAAGGCUUUGAUCAACUCACCCUCUUUGCCUCAAAUUGCACUUUUGGAGGUCAAGGCCGUAGUGUUAGAUUCCCUAGAUAGAUUCUUGAGUUCAGAUGAAGGCCUCAGAGUUUCUUUGUCUUCAUUACUGAAAGAGAGGUUAGGCUCAUUUUGGAGUUUAUACAUACAUGCUGGGCAGGCAUGUUUGAGCCGCCAGUCAAAUAAAGGCCAAAGGCGAUAG
Serpula lacrymans var. lacrymans S7.9 is the source of this 336-nucleotide messenger RNA. RefSeq lists its product as uncharacterized. NCBI's taxonomy places the organism in Eukaryota, Fungi, Basidiomycota, Agaricomycetes, Boletales, Serpulaceae. Bases 1 to 336 code for a protein of 111 amino acids. The transcript has 8 exons. The record is from RefSeq and is a predicted model, not a curated record.